CCUGCGUCAUCACGUUGACCCCGAAGCGGAAGUGAACACGUGUGUGUGUUGAAGGCAGCGCGUGCUGUGAAGCCACGAGCGUUGCACCUCAGGUGACAGGUAACUUCACGUGCUCCAAACGCCGCCAGGUGAUUUUUUAAAAGACGGAACAUCAACAACUCGUUUGACGUCGGUUACAGCCUCUCUGUCUCUCUCCGUCAUCAUGGCCGUCAGAGCCGCCUUCGAGAAGAACAACGAGAUCGGCUGCUUCGCCAAACUCACCAACACCUACUGCCUGGUGGCCAUCGGCGGCUCGGAGAACUUCUACAGUGUGUUUGAAGGUGAAUUAUCAGAAACCAUCCCCGUGGUUCACGCCUCCAUAGCCGGCUGUCGCAUCAUCGGGAGGAUGUGUGUGGGAAACCGUCACGGCCUUCUGGUGCCCAGCAACACGACAGACCAGGAGCUGCAGCACAUCAGGAACUGUCUGCCCGAGGCGGUGAGGAUCCAGAGGGUGGAGGAGAGGCUGUCGGCGCUCGGCAACGUCAUCGCAUGCAACGACUACGUCGCGCUCGUCCACCCCGACCUCGACAGGGAGACGGAGGAGAUCCUCGCCGACACUCUGAAGGUGGAGGUUUUCCGUCAGACGGUAGCCGAGCAGGUUCUGGUCGGAUCAUACUGUGCCUUCAGCAACCAGGGCGGCCUCGUCCACCCGAAGACGUCGAUAGAAGACCAGGACGAGCUGUCGUCUCUGCUGCAGGUUCCUCUGGUGGCUGGCACGGUGAACCGGGGCAGCGAGGUGAUCGCGGCGGGGAUGGUGGUCAACGACUGGUGUGCGUUCUGCGGCCUGGACACUACGAGCACCGAGCUGUCCGUCAUCGAGAGCGUCUUCAGACUCAGCGACGCCGCACAGCCGUCCGCCAUCGCCACGAGCAUGAGGGACUCGUUGAUCGACAGCAUGGCCUAACACGCCUCUGCAGGUUCCCGCCGCCAUUGACGAGCUUCUGCUGCGGUUCGCCUGAUCUCACAUGAAGCCAACAAAAGCGAACCUCCACCCACACAGGACAGCCACCUCCACCUUCACCUCCACCUCCACCUUCACCUCCACCUCCACCUCCACCUUCACCUCCACCUUCACCUUCACCCGCCUGCAGCCUCAUCUUUGUUCUUCUUUUUUAACAAUUCAAUUACUCGUCAGGUUCAGCUGCACGUCUCGCUUCGGGUGGAGAUCAGUCGGUUCAAACUGCAGAUCAGAGGUUUUGGCUGCUUUGAUAAGAGAAACUGAAGAAAUGUUGAUAGGAAGCUUCUGAAAUUUCUUCAUCCAAACAGUUUUAAACAAAUGAAAAAUUAAAUGACGUCUGUGCCUGAUGACAAACUGUUCGCCGACCGUCGAGGCGUCUCUGACGGGUGACGGCGCCUUAAUGUCGGCGCUCCUCGCUCUGCUGCCUGCAGCUGAUACAGAUUCACAUCCACACAUAAAACACAACAACAAACACCAACUGUCACGCUGUCCAUCAGAAGGAUGACGCUGUGAUGUCGCGGCCAGACCACGCGAUGCUCGACGAAGGAUGUCUGUCAGUCGUGACAAUCGAUCGUUUUAUGUCUCGUGACGUCUAAUCUGACGAUUUUAAACGUCUUAAACAUCGCGUGGUCUGACCGCGACAUCACAGCUAAAGAUCCAGAAUGAAUUUCAAAGUAACUGAUGAAAUAUUGAAGUUUGUUUGUCUGAAGGAGCGACGGCGUGCAGACGAACUGGUUCAGAAUCAAAGUCGCCUGAUGACCUGACGGUUUCCGAGCGAACGUUUCGUCUCGUGUGUCUUGUAAAAUAAAAUAAAUCUCUUCUUUUUA
Molecule: messenger RNA, 1824 nt
Organism: Larimichthys crocea (large yellow croaker)
Lineage: Eukaryota; Metazoa; Chordata; Actinopteri; Sciaenidae
Gene: eif6
Product: eukaryotic translation initiation factor 6
Exons: 7
Coding region: 203-943 (246 amino acids)
Biological process (GO): cytosolic ribosome assembly
Molecular function (GO): ribosome binding
Source: RefSeq, a predicted model, not a curated record